AUUUGCUACUUCAAAAAGACUCUUCUCCCUGACGUUAUGCAAAAAGCAUUGUACGUUUUAAAAAAACAGAGAGACAAACCCAUAUUUGAAUUCAUGGUUCGUCUUAUAUGACCAGACGACCAGAGUGUUCUGCCCGCCAAUAAUUAUGCAAGUCAAAUUACAACAAAUUUCUAUAAAGAAUACCAAUCGCUCUGACAGUGCCAGAGUUUGAGGAAAUUCCAUAUAAAGACGAGGAACCUGAAGGGAAUUUUAUGACUUUCUGCUGUAUCAACAAUUUGGGAUUAUGAUUUGCAUUCAAGGCCUGUGAUAAUUUUGCCACUGCUGCUGCUGCUGCUUCUUGUUUGGUUGCAAUGGCGAGGGGAUAUAAUGAGGAAACAGUAAUUAUGACCUGCCUUUCCUGUAAAGACCACUAUAAAGCAUCUGAUGCUGGAACCUGUAGAGAAUGCUACGAAGAGGCAAGUGAAACUGAGGAAGAGCUCAAGAAAGAGAUCGAAGAAUUGAAAGCAAAGAUUUCUUUUCUGAAAAUGUGGGCACCUGAAAUCAUGCUCGAUGAACGUACUGACAUUGCUCUUGAAGUUAAAGAUGGUUCCAAGAUAAAAGUUCACAAAAUUGUGUUGAUCAGCAAGUCUCCUGUUUUUAAAGCAAUGCUGGAGAAUGAAAUGGAGGAGAGCAGGAGUGGCAUCAUCAAGAUUACAGAUUUUAAGUAUGAAGUACUCCGUUCUUUUGUACAUUAUCUUUACACAGCUGAGGUUUCGAUUUUUCCAGAUGAGCACAUGGCCUGUGACUUGCUAGUGCUAGCAGAGAAAUAUCAGGUGAAGCAUCUUAAAACUAUAUGCGAGAAAUUCAUAACCUCCAAGGUGAACGAUGACAAUGCCAUAAUGAACUUUGCCUUCGCUCAUCAACAUAAUGCCAAACAUCUUCGCGAGGCUGCACUAUCAUUGAUUAUUGAGAACAUGCAUACCUUGACUACAAGAGAGGAGUACCAUGAGUUAGUGGACAAGGAUCCAAGAUUGGUAGUAGAGAUCUAUGAGUUAUAUCUCUCUAAACAAGAGAAUAUUGCGGUAAAGGACUCCACAAACACCUAAGUAAGAUAUUGGGCUUUGCCCAUCCACUCCGUCAUGUUUGCAGUACAAUCUGCAUUAUUUCUGUCAUGUAGUUUUGAGACCUUGUAUGCUUAGAAUAAUGAAAUUUCAGUUGUGGCCUAAACCAAGGAAUCUGGCCCAUUCUUGCAAAUGUAAAUUUUUUUGUUGAAAAUUUCCUUAAACUGAGGAAAUAAGACAACUAAGAUCAUCUUAUCAACUUCUUGAGUCGCAAAUCACAUCUAACGCUUCAUGAAUUA
Molecule: messenger RNA, 1339 nt
Organism: Cryptomeria japonica (Japanese cedar)
Lineage: Eukaryota; Viridiplantae; Streptophyta; Pinopsida; Cupressales; Cupressaceae
Product: BTB/POZ domain-containing protein At4g08455
Exons: 3
Coding region: 351-1085 (244 amino acids)
Biological process (GO): proteasome-mediated ubiquitin-dependent protein catabolic process; regulation of proteolysis
Cellular component (GO): cytoplasm
Molecular function (GO): ubiquitin protein ligase binding
Source: RefSeq, a predicted model, not a curated record